UGCCGGACUACAGCUCCCGGCGUGCCGCGGCGGGGCGGGCCGAGGGGCCGCCGGGAGCGCACGGGAGAGCACCGGGAGCGCGGCGGAGCGAGCGCCGGCCCCGCCGAGCCGAGCCGAGCCGGGCCGGGCCGGGCCGGGCCGGAGCGGGCGGGAGCGGGGCUGCUGCCAGCCAGGAGGGGCAGGAUGAACGUGGGCACGGCGCACAGCGAGGUGAACCCCAACACGCGGGUGAUGAACAGCCGUGGCAUCUGGCUGUCCUACGUGCUGGGCAUCGGGCUGCUGCACGUCGUGCUGCUCAGCAUCCCCUUCUUCAGUGUCCCCGUGGUCUGGACUCUCACCAACAUCAUCCACAACCUGAGCAUGUACAUCUUCCUGCACACCGUGAAGGGAACCCCCUUCGAGACCCCGGACCAGGGCAAGGCCCGGCUGCUCACGCACUGGGAGCAGAUGGAUUAUGGAGUCCAGUUCACCGCGUCCCGCAAGUUCCUCACCAUCAUGCCCAUCGUCCUGUAUUUUCUAACCAGCUUUUACACCAAGUACGACCGGAUACACUUCAUCAUCAACACCAUCUCCCUCAUGAGCGUCCUGAUCCCCAAACUGCCUCAGCUCCACGGAGUGAGGAUCUUUGGCAUCAACAAGUACUGAGCAGCGCGGCCGGAGCGGAUGGCGGAGCAGCGGGGCCCGGGGGGCUCCUUCCCUCCAGCCCCUUUUCCUCCCCACACACAGACUGGGAUGUGGUUUGGCAGUGGCCGUUUAAAGGCAGAUCCCAACAGACACAUUCCGCAUGCUGGAUCCUCGUGCCCAAUAAAUCCAAACCAGCUCCAGAGUAGAGUUUAGCGCGGAGCAGGACGUGCGACACCGGAUUUCUCUUCUCCCAGGGUCAUCAAUAGAUGCAAAACCACUGAGACUUUGAGGUACAACAAGGAUGAAUUCUGGGAAGAGUCUCAUCUAUUCCAGACAUGGAAUGACGAGGAUAGGGAUGAGGGGAAAAGCUUUUAGUGCUGGUACUAUUGCUGUGGUAAAUGCACUUUAAAAUACAUUUCCCUUCCUGAAGCUGGGUGCUUUGAGCAGAAUGUGAGGGAAAUAAUUUCCAAAGGGAUACAGCCAGACUUUCCCAGGACUGGAUGGUUUUGGGGUCUGAUUUCCAGUUUUAGGCGGGAAGUGGGAGGGGGAAGUGAACGACAGAUUUUUAUUUUGCAAUCUUUGACACCACUGAGAAGGGAAGUUCUUUUCCUAAAAAGAGCACAGGAAGAAGUGACCUGCAGUUUGACAAAGCUUUUGAUUUCCUACAUCACCAUCCGUGUGGUCCAGGGAAAAGGUGGAUAGAUCCAAAAUCAUGCUUGUUACUUUCAGUUUAUACCCAAAUCUGCCCAGGUAACUCCUCUCCCCACCCCAAACUGCUGUUUUUAAGUGCACAGGGGCUCAGUGGGCAGGUGAUUUAAUGACUGACACCAAAGGCCAUGGAGCUCUUUGGAGCAUGGACAUGGACAGGUGUGGGAGAGGCUGACUGGGCAGGUACAGGAGGAGGGCUGAUUGCUCUAAUCAAGCAGGCAGCCAUCCUUGACUUGGAAUUUUUCUCCUCACUUCAGCUCCUUGGUUGUUUAAGUGCGUGUGACUGGGAUUUGCCAGUUCUGCAUGGACUCAAGGGUUGGAUUUCUGGCUUAGCUGGAAUCUGUCCCUCAGCUCCAUGCCCAAGGGCUGUGUGAGCAGCAGCACCAGCAGCAGAUGAAUUGACCAGCAAAGGAGUCAAUUUGUCACUGAUAGUAGAUCCUGUCACAGAGGAACAAAAUCAAGCCUUUUUCCUCUAAAAUCACCACCUAAAUAAAGCAGGCUUAGGUUUCCUGGCUGAGACAGCUUUUACUGUUUUACUGAAAAUCAGAAUGACCUGAUUUGCCUUUGGGUUGUGUCCCAGAUGGAAUGGGCUUUCCCUCACUCUUCCCCUGUAACCCCAUGAAAACCUAUAUUUUUGUUGUCUUAGUGCUUAUAUCGUUUCACCUUUUUUGACAAUUGUAUAAAUCUUUUAAAUCUGCAUUUUUUUUUUGUCCUUGCAGUAGCAAAUCCAGCUUUAGAGACCGUGGUGGAGAGUGUUGAGGAUUUGGAUGGUCUGAGCAUAGGACAUGGAAGGGGGAAUUUUUAGAUCUGUUACUACUCCAUGCAUAUUUUAGCCAAGUUGCUUCACUUCUCUCUCAGACUUCCUUUGGGACUGCUACAGGGAAGGGAAAAUAUGGAGUGUACCUCAAAGGGCUGCUGGAAUGCAGGGAGAACCAUCCCCUAAUGUGUUUGGAAAGUGGAAAUCCGAGUGAAAAUGAAGUUUUCAAGCAGGUAGAAGGAGAAGAGAAUCUGGCUGGAGACCCCAGGGAAUUGACAGAUGUGCAAUUUCCUUGAUGGGCAGUUUAAACCUUCAAACCUAGGAUAGAAGAGCUGCUGCUUUAGCUGAGGUACUCUCUACCCUAAUCGGCUCUUUAAGCUACUAGACAAUGAUAAUUGUGAUAAAAAUAGAGAUAUUUCAUCAAUCAGCUGGGAAAUGACACAGACAUGGGCAGUAUUCCUGCAGGAGGGCAGGUCCUGGCAGGGUGCCUGAGGCUGGAGCUGAAAUUCUGAUUGUGGUGCUGAACAGACCUGAGUGUCUGCCCAGACACCACUUCCAUCUCCAGGGGAAAUGAAAGAAAACUAAUUAUUGUCAUAGAAAACAUGGGGAAAACCAUCUUUUUUGUAACAGAAACAGCCUCUAGAUGCUUUCAGACAUGCCUUCUCACAGACAGACAUAUGCUGGGUAUUUCUAAGCAUAUGCACAUCACAGAUUUGUAAAUUUAGAAUAAUUAUCAAUUGAAAGGAUCAGCUUUUUAUGAGAUUCAGCAAUAACACAGCUGUGGGUUUGAACACUUGUGUGGUCACUGACACUAUCUGACCCUGUUUCCUUAAAUUAAAGAUCAGCUGGGACUCAGAAUGGGAUUAUGAACUUCUCAAACAAGCAGGUUCUAAAGCAUAAAGCCCCAAACUUGUAAUUAAGACUCUGCUUAGCAACAAAAGUAAGUAUUUUUUGAUUUCUCUCCUUCACACAAAUGAUCAAAACAGCCAAUGGCAGAGUCAUGACAUGACACUCUUCACAACACAGGUGUGGCAUUUUUCCAUGGAAUAACUGACAUUAAUUAGGACUCAGUUAAUCCAGUCAAGGGAAAUGUAAAGGGAAAUAUAAGUAGUAUGGAAAGAAGCAAGUUGAAGAAAGAUUUCAUGUUCUAUUGUGGUGAGUUAAGUAUUUAUAUAUAAUUAAUAAGUAUUUGAACAAUUGCACGUGGGGUAGCAUCUUCCUUAAGAUCCCAACUUAAGGGUAGGUGUCAGGAUCAGUCAAAAAUCAAAAGCAAGAAGUCAGUUGUAAUUAAACCACCAUUUCUGGGUGUACCUGAGGCAGUCUGAAGUGAAAGGACAGCAUGAGCAGCUUGAGGGGUGGUCAGACAUGUCCUGGCAGGGGACAGAUCAAGGGUGAAUCCACACUGUGGGAGGAGAAAGGAAACAUUACCAGAUGUGGUGCUGCAGGGAGGAGAUAACUGAUUGUUACUGAUUUUAAAUGGGAUUCUGAUCACACCACACUUGACAGAUUUCCUCUCACACUGGUCCUGUAUCAUGAUCAGGACAAGUUCCUACCUGGAGAGAUCAAAUCUCCUGUGAUGGAAAAACAACCCCUGGUAAGUUAUUUUAAGCUUUUCUGUUUUGGUGUGCAAUUAAAGAGAAAAACUUCUGAAAGGCUGGAAGCCUUCCCAAGAACUGGCAGCAGCCUGUCCCAUCUUGUACUUGGCAAAGCCCCUCAGCCACUGUCAGCACCAUGCAGCCCCUGCUCCAGGACUCUCAGCAAACCAGCAAGUCCUCCCAGCCUGCUGCUCCUGAAUCAGGGAUCCUGACCUGGGAGUCCUUUCACAGAGCUACCAGGCUGGCAAACAGUCCUAACCUUUGCAGGAAAAAGCCUAUAAAAUUAAAAUAAAUGGAGGGCUACUUAUUCUCUUUUAUGUUUGAAUCACUGUUCAACUUUGGGUUGUUUUUAGAAGCUCGGUACUGGCCCUCAAGGAGGGGACAGCAGUGGGUUAACACAUUAAUAUUCCUUCUUGUGACUUAUGUUGCUUUAUCAUUGCCUAGAAUAUCUUUUAAGCAUGUGAGUGUUGGUGUGUCCAUACCCUCCUUGGAUCAGUUAAAUCAGCAGAAUUAGUUGGGAGGGUUUUUAAAGGAAUGUUCUGUACAAAGUUUUAGGGGUUUUUUCCCAUAGCCUUCUUUUUGCUGUGGAUACAGGAGUCUCAUGUAGAGAACUUUCUAAAAUAAAGUGUGAAUAUUUUUAUUACUCCUUUGUACAGUAUUCUAAGAGAGACUAAUAAAACUGAAGUAUUCAGGUAAAAA
Molecule: messenger RNA, 4383 nt
Organism: Passer domesticus (house sparrow)
Lineage: Eukaryota; Metazoa; Chordata; Aves; Passeriformes; Passeridae
Gene: ORMDL3
Product: ORMDL sphingolipid biosynthesis regulator 3
Exons: 4
Coding region: 184-645 (153 amino acids)
Biological process (GO): ceramide metabolic process; intracellular sphingolipid homeostasis; sphingolipid biosynthetic process
Cellular component (GO): endoplasmic reticulum membrane
Source: RefSeq, a predicted model, not a curated record